UGUAUGUAUCUGCUGUAUACGUAGCGUUUUGCAGAAGCGAAACACAUUUUCCAUUCUUAAGCGGAUAAAAAUAGUAAUUCAUUUUACCAAGGCUGCCAAAAAAUGAUCAACGUAACAACCGUCCAGGGUAAUUUAUCUCAGACCUUCGACCGGCGCCGCAAUGAACUGAUCACCUUAAUCUCCACAUUCAGCCUGAUUUCCGUAACCGGCGUGGUGCUCUCCUUGACCUUAUUCUUUACAUUGAUCCUUCGUUCGCAUCUGCGCACGCGUUCCGGCGUCCUUCUGGCCCAUCAACAACUACUCCACGCCCUGGAAAUCGGGGUCAGCAAUCCCUUGUACAUUAUCACCGGCUGGGCAGUGUGGCUGGGCGUGCCCAUUACAACCUUCAACUGCACCACCAUGUACUUCUUCGGACAGUGGUUCAUCUGCGCGGAAUCCUGGGCAUCCCUCUUUCUUGCCUUUAACCGUUUCGUUGCGUUGAUCUUUCCCCAUCAGUACGGUCGUGUCACCUCCAAUCUGGCGACCAUGGUCUUUUUAGUUAGUGCGUGGGGCAUCGGUUUGGCCGUGAACCUCCCCGGAUUGUGGGGUAUCGGCGGUGUAUUUGGCAAACGGGAUUUCGGGGGACGGUACGAUUGCGGACGCAUUAGCAUUACGUCGCAGGAAAUUAGUAACGCUGUCGCCACCCUGGGUGGUUAUUUACCGCUGGCAUUGCAAGGCAUCAUAUACCUGGCAGUAAUCGUCGGUUAUCAAAUUGAGGGACGAAGGCAAGGCAACAGUUUGCAGCGGAAGCGGAUGCAUUUGUUUCGUUUACUUUUCGCAUCGUAUUUGUGGUAUUUGUUGUGGUAUUUGCCGGUUCUGGUUGUGGCGUAUGGGUUUCCUUACUACUGGUAUUCGGAUAAAAUCAGAGCUGGAUGGUUUAUCGUCCUGCAACAAAUCGGAUAUGUCGGAAGUCCGGUAUUCUUGCUGCUUAUGAAUCGGGACAUUGUCAGCAAUACUAAGAAUGGGAUACGACGCAUUUUCUGCCGUACCACAUUUCGCUCAGUCCAACCCAGUAGUGGUGAAUUACCUGCAUCUUCGAAAUUUGGAUUACAUCGCCUUCGAAGCCGUUAACGCGGUUUGCUUAUGGAGUUUGGUUUUAACGACUUUAAUGUGUAUCAAAAUCUGUACUGUUUUAAGAUGCGGUUUUUAUCAUUACAGCAAUCCA
Messenger RNA from Paramacrobiotus metropolitanus, 1204 nucleotides. RefSeq lists its product as uncharacterized. NCBI's taxonomy places the organism in Eukaryota, Metazoa, Tardigrada, Eutardigrada, Parachela, Macrobiotidae. The transcript is spliced from 2 exons. The record is from RefSeq and is a predicted model, not a curated record. Gene Ontology annotation, molecular function: G protein-coupled receptor activity; peptide binding. The coding region runs from base 103 to 1110 and encodes 335 amino acids. Gene Ontology annotation, biological process: G protein-coupled receptor signaling pathway. Gene Ontology annotation, cellular component: membrane.